CUUUAACAUGUGUGAGUAAACAAUAUGUGUAGAUCUUAAUAUAAAUGUAUUUACACAGACAUUCAUUCUUGAAAUUACAGUGGGUCACAAGGUAGAUAUCAGUACUUAGACUGUUAAUGAAGAAUGGCAGCAAUGAUCUGGUAAUAAUUAGAUUAUUUACUUAAGUUUGAGUGAAACCGUACAUAAAGCAAGGGGACUGUCUCUCAGUAAAGUCAGUAAAAAUUAAUAAUCGCCCCACAACGUCUCAUUUCUAUAAUCCCACCGAUGUGUUCUCAGGUAGGAACCGACGUGCACAGAUCUUGUUCUACCGGACGGGACGCAAAGACGCAUACAUGUUCGCCGUUUCCUUGGUAACAUCAUUACGUUCGCUAUUUAAAAUCCACGUUAACGAUUUGUUUAAACAACAUGGACGUCCAGGAACGAAAUGUCCUGAGCUGUGGAGAGAACAUAGUGGAAAUGCUUGACAUGGACGAAGAAAACUUUGCUAUUUCCAGUUCCUCAGCUGCAGAUGCCGCUUUUGAUGCUGUUAUUGGCUGCAUAGAGGACAUAAUCAUGGAGGAGGAUUUCCAGCAGCUUCAGAAGAGCUUCUUGGACAAACACUACCUGGAGUUUGAUGACUCUGACGAGAACAAGCUCAGCUACACACCCAUCUUCAAUGACUAUGUUGACCUGCUGGAGAAACACCUGGAGCUGCAGCUGAUGGAGAGGAUCCCCGGCUUCAACAUGAACAUUUUCAUAGAGAUGCUCAUGCAACACAAGGAGGAGGUGCCAGGUGACAUCUUUGACAUGCUGCUGACGUUCACUGACUUCAUGGCCUUCAAAGAGAUGUUUCUGGCAUACAGAGCUGAGAUAGAGGGUCGAGGUCUGGACCUGAGUCAAGGACUGGUGGUCACAUCUCUGAUUCCCACAGGCUCCAAACACACUGGCUCCACUGAAUCGCAGUGAUACUCACACACACAAACUGUCAACCCCUUGAAAUGCCUCCUCCUCUAUAUGUUUAUGUCAAAUGUUGUCCAUGGGCUUUCAGAAAGUUGUUAGCUUGUGGUCAGUGGUUUUUGUGAGUUUUGUACUCUGAUGGUGCGCUGCUGGAUACCCUUCACAUAAAUCUACAGUGCAUAAAUGGCCCCUAACAGGAAAUUCAUAUAUGCAUUCCUCUGUGUUUUAUGUGCUUGUUAGCACAUAAAGAUAAGUGGGUGGGAUGGUAUGUGUGUUUAAGAGAGAUGGAAGGUUUAGGCUUCUCUCUACUCUCCAACAACUGCACUAGACAUGAUGACUACUUGAAAUAUUCAAAUUUGUUUAACUGGAAUUUGCAGGUGAGAGGCUUGCUCCUGAUUUUACAAUCAUCCUCUUAUUCACAUAUAUUUUUAUUAAGAUCAGGCAUUCAUUAGUUCUGCGUGGUUGGGGAGUAGGAACCUCAAACUGGUGCUGGUACUAGACUUGUGUGUUUCAGGUCAUCCAACUGGUUCUUAUGUUCCUCUAGUAAACGGGGGAAACCUUUUGAUGUGAUUGAAUGUUUGAAUCUGCUCUCUUUGCCUGGUAUGUUUUUUCAUAAGAAAAGAAUAUAGCAGAACUAAUGCAUGUUUUAAAUUAUUUGGUAAACUCAUUAAAUUGAGUUUUGUGUCUGUGAAAGUGAUUAUCAAUGUAUAUAGUGACUGUGUCAUGUUAAGACUUCUGUCUUAACAUGACAGCUGUAAUUGUAAUAGUAUAUUUAUGUCAUGGUGAAAUACUUUUGAUGUCACAUUUGUUAGUAAAAAGAUAUUUUCAAAUAAACAGGUAAAAGCCUUA
Siniperca chuatsi (mandarin fish) is the source of this 1785-nucleotide messenger RNA. RefSeq names its product ADP-ribosylation factor-like 2 binding protein (gene arl2bp). The record is from RefSeq and is a predicted model, not a curated record. Lineage: Eukaryota; Metazoa; Chordata; Actinopteri; Centrarchiformes; Sinipercidae. Gene Ontology annotation, biological process: positive regulation of tyrosine phosphorylation of STAT protein; maintenance of protein location in nucleus. Bases 406 to 945 code for a protein of 179 amino acids. The transcript has 7 exons. Gene Ontology annotation, cellular component: mitochondrial intermembrane space.